AUGAAAGUAGCUUCAAAUAAGAAAACUAGCUCUAAGAUUUUGUCAUCUACAGUCAUAUUACUCACCCUUGUUGCAUUCAUAUAUUAUACUGCCUCGAAUGUGGUUACUCUGUAUGACAGUAUACUUGGAGUCGAUUAUGGACAGGUAGAAGCGGCCUUACUAGGCAUACAACUAGGCGGUGAUAGUGAAGGUUCUAGUGGUGAUCAUACGGUCGGUGAGACCAGAAUAUUCUCUGACAAGGCGGAACAGGGGCCUACACAUAGCCAGUUGUUGACUCCUGAUUCGGUCUCUGUGACUAAAAAUGAGGAAUUUCAGCCACUAGCUGUAUUUCAAGAAAUAAUGAAUACCGCACCCAUUGUACUAUUUAUCAGGGGAGAUCAUGCGGACUCACAGUAUAUGAAGAAGCUUCUUGAUGCCGAAUACGAAGUAACGCCCCCUGUUGCAGUGGUGGACCUUAAGAAGCAUGCAGAGGGCGACAAGUUGCAGAAAUACAUUAUGCUAAACAAGCUUAAUACAUACAACACUAACUUCAAACCAUCUGAUGAUAUACCUGAUGUGCCUUACCUAUUUAUAAACGGCAAUUCUAUCAUCAACACAUCCUUGGACAAGGAUAUCAAAACUUUACAUGCGACUGGUUUGCUUGAAGAAAAACUUAAAUCUAUGGCGCAUGAGCUAGUUAGCAUAAAAAGGAUAAGCCCGCCCUCUAAUAGCUAA
Messenger RNA from Eremothecium sinecaudum, 714 nucleotides. It is a transcript of the gene PRM4, whose product is annotated as pheromone-regulated protein PRM4. The record is from RefSeq and is a predicted model, not a curated record. The coding region runs from base 1 to 714 and encodes 237 amino acids. The transcript has a single exon. NCBI's taxonomy places the organism in Eukaryota, Fungi, Ascomycota, Saccharomycetes, Saccharomycetales, Saccharomycetaceae.